Molecule: messenger RNA, 2960 nt
Organism: Hippoglossus stenolepis (Pacific halibut)
Lineage: Eukaryota; Metazoa; Chordata; Actinopteri; Pleuronectiformes; Pleuronectidae
Product: RAB3A interacting protein (rabin3)
Exons: 13
Coding region: 312-1613 (433 amino acids)
Biological process (GO): exocytosis
Cellular component (GO): Golgi to plasma membrane transport vesicle
Molecular function (GO): guanyl-nucleotide exchange factor activity
Source: RefSeq, a predicted model, not a curated record
AGGUGAAGCUCUGGUUUCCGGAUGGUCCGUGAACGCAGCUCCGUCAGUCGGACCUGCGUCACCAGCUCCGCUCCGUCUUCUUGUUUGUUGUUUAUUUAUUUAUUUGUUUGUGUUUAUUUAUCGGUUCCGGUUCCGCUGCUGCUGCUCGGAGCUCCGGUUAAGAACGAGGUUUGAAUUGUUUUGCUGAGUCUCUGGUAAAUCGUCCUGGUUUUCACUUGGCGUUCGUCUGAUGAACGUCUGACUGAAGCAAAGCCUCCAGCCGCUCCGUCUGCAGCUGCACCAUGAGUGUAUGAUGACUGAGAGCAGCUGCUAUGGCCUGCAGCAGCCGUCAGAGCAAUGCAGAAACUCUGGAGGGGUUCCACGAGGUGAACUUGGCCUCGCCCACCACACCUGAUCUUCAGAACCAAGCGGAGCAGCAGCGCCCCCCUGCUCGGCACAGCGCCCCGCCCACCUCCCUGUACCGCACCCACUCUCUAGGAGCGGCCCCUCCUGGCCGCCCCGCCUCCCUGCGAGCUGACCAGCUCCCCACGCAGCCGGUUUACUCCACGCCACGGCACAGCCACAAUGGAAGUGUGCCAGGCCUGGACCCGGAGUCCGCCGAGGGCAACUUCCUGUCCGGAGAGGAAGGGGAGGAGUGCAACGCGCUGAGCGACAGCCUGUCACGGCUGAGAAGUCCGUCAGUGAUGGAGGUCAGAGAGAAAGGAUACGAGAGGCUGAAGGAGGAGCUCGCCAAGGCCCAGAGGGAGCUGCUGUUGAAGGAUGAGGAGUGUGAGAGGUUGAUUAAAGUCAGAGACCAGCUCGGCCAGGAGCUGGAGGAGCUCACCGCCAGUCUCUUCCAGGAGGCUCACAAGAUGGUCAGAGAAGCCAACGUGAAACAGGCGCAUGCUGAAAAACAGCUGAAAGAAGCUCUGGGAAAGAUCGACGUGCUCCAGGCGGAGGUCCAGGCCCUGAAGACGUUGGUGCUCUCCUCCCCGACCUCCCCCGUGGGCGAACUCCCCUCUGGUGUGAAGAUCGGCUUCAGGAAGGGUCACAGCAGGAACAAGAGCACCUCCUCUGCCAUCCUGGGGACGCAGCCCGACCCGUCGGCCACGCAGCCCAUCGUACGCGAGUGUAGAGAGGUGGACAUUCAGCUGUUCGGCGAGUUCAAGGUGUGGAGGGAGGAGCCGACGCUCGACCGCAGCUGCUGCUUCCUGGAGCGAGUUUACCGUGAGGACAUCUUCCCGUGUCUGACCUUCAGCAAGAGCGAGCUGGGUUCGGCCAUCUUAGAAUCUGUGGAGCAGAACACGCUCAGUGUGGAGCCGGUCGGUUUCCAGCCGCUGCCUGUGGUCAAAGCCUCGGCGGUGGAGUGUGGAGGACCAAAAAAAUGUGCCCUGAGUGGUCAGACCAAAACCUGCAAGCACAGAAUCAAGUUUGGAGACUCGUCCAACUAUUACUACGUCUCUCCCUACUGUAGAUACAGAAUCACAGCAGUUUGUAACUUCUUCACCUACAUUCGCUACAUCCACCAAGGCCUCGUCAAACAGCAGGACGCUGAGCAGAUGUUCUGGGAGGUGAUGCAGCUCCGCAGGGAAAUGUCCUUGGCCAAGCUCGGCUACUACAAAGAUCAGCUGUGAUGGAAGCCCCGCCCUCCCUGAAGCCCCGCCCCCAACCACCACCUGAUUCUGGCUUUCCCGCUCUCAUCCGACCAUUUCAGGAAACUUCCUCUUCCUCUUCCUCCUCCCCCUCCCUGUGUGAGUGUGAAUAACUGUGGUUGUUUUCAAGCAUCACAAAAAACAUUCCUCAUCUGGAGGUUUGAUUCCAAAACGUCUCGUCUCCUUCAUGUAAACCUGAAACACUCCGUUAUACAAAGAAACUGAUUCAUGUCGACGUUUAAAAACCGUCACGAGCUUCAACAUUUGCUUUUUUCUCACUCUGCUCAGAAAUGAAAUAUUAAAAUUCAGUCAGUUAAUGAGAAACACGGCUGCAAUAAAUCUUUUUACAUUCCUCAGUUAAAAGAACAGCGUCCGAUUAACGAGAGCAUAAUCUGCACAAUCUGAUUCAAGUUGUAAUUUUACAAGAAAAUAUAGAAUUUUAAGAGAUUAACAUAUAUAUAUAAAACCUGCAAUGUUCUCAAAUAUUUCUCCUAUAACAUAAUUUCAUUCAAACAUUUUUAAAGAUUCUCUGAAGAUUUUUAAAAAUGAUCAGUUUAACAGAAUAAAAAAUCUGUUUAGAAAAUUGACUUUUCUCAAAAUUUCUGUCUUCACUUAUUUGUCCUAAAAAACUUUGACUUAAGUUUCCAAUCAAUUAUCAAAUUUAUACUUUUUCUCAAAAUGACUUUUUUCCUUGUAAAAUUACAACUUAUUUGAUUUUCAUUCUUCAUAAAACAACUUCAUCUGUACAACUUCUUCACACCUGAGUUUUUCUAAGUGGCUCCGUUGUUCCUUUAAAGUUUCAAAGCUAAAACACUGAAAACACUAAAGACAAAAUGACCAAGUUUUAAAAGACGACCAAACAAUCAUUAUUUAAUAAAUUAAAGUCUGUAUAAGCUUUAUUUUAGUUUACGUGGGAUUUUAUUUUUUUUCCACAGUUGAAGGAUGUACAGUUGCAAAGAUAAUCAGAAGAUCACAACAAACAUGAGUUUAAAAAUAUCAACAUCACAUUUUUAUGAUUUUCUUCAGUUUGAUUCGUUGUUUCAGGAUCGUUGGGUUAAAGGACAAAAACCAAACUGUUAAGACACAUUGUGACGUCUCCAGACUCGGACCUUUGUGUUUAAUGGAUCGUGUAGAUAGUACAACGUGUGUGUGUGUGUGUGUGUGCGUGUGUGUGUGUGUGUGUGUUAGUAAGUACGACUGUGAACUUUCUACAUGUUGAUUUGAACCUGACUCCACGGCUCCUCCUCCCAGUCAAUGUCACUCUCCCAGUUUGGUUUAGUGCCUUUUCUCUCAGACACUCUGAAAUAAAAACGGUGAUACCUCUGGAAA